GGCAACUCUAUUCGGAACAGUUUGACAACAAAGAGGCCAACGUCCGUUGAUCUGGUUAAUUCUCAUAGAAGUUUAGCCAAUUAUUCUCAAAUAUAUGAAGAUUUAUGUUGUUAAGAUUGACACUUGAGAAGCUUGUGGACUGUGGGCGGCUGUUGAUCACUGCGGCCUGUGGAUCACGGUGGCCUGUAGAGCAUGGUGGCUUGUAGACUACGGUGACCUGUAGACAAAGGCAGAACUUCAGCCAUUGUUGGGGAGACAAGACAUGUUGAGAGUUCAGAAGUAUUCAAGUCUGUUAAUAUCUGUCCUGGCCUGUACUGUACUUGCAUAUUAGUACCAAGACAGGUCCUUAGGUCAGAAGGAAACUUACACUUGCUGUGCCAAGACCCAGUGGCAUUAAAGCUCAUGUGCCAGAAAUACUGUAUACAUGGUGUCAGAAGUACUACAUAUACAAGGGUAAGACUUUGAUCGAGCCCUUUUCAACAUCCUGAUUAUUACAUACAUUUUCUCAACAUCCUGUGAAUGAAUGUUUACUUGGCCCCUUCAAAUAAUGUGUUGCCUUGUCACUCUGCAGCAAGCACACUUUCAUCUUAUGGGAAAUAAAAUAUUACAUAUCGCUUUCGUCUGAAUCACUGUACAUGCGGUGUAUGGUACAUAAUGUACACUGUACAUCCAAUGGUGACAAUGGAAAUAUAUUUUUAUAUACAAAUGUAUUUGUAAAGGUAAAUGUGGUCUACGGUAUCAUUGAUUUUAUAAUCUCAUUAUAUAUUAAUUAUAUAUUGUGUCUUAGUGUAAUUGAUGUUUUUAAUAUUUAAUAGUUUUAUUUUCCGAGAAAACUAUUAAGGUUAUGUAAAUUAAAUAUUUUAACAAGAUUAAUUUUUUUUUUUGUGUGUUUCUGUACUAAAAUUUAAUAUAAAUAUUUUCCAUUUUAAAACUAAACACACUUUUCUACUGUAUGAUCUAUUUUAAGUGUUGGCAGGGCAUUCUUAAACAAAAAAUCUUUUCACAGUACCCAGUACGUAGUGUAUAGUAAAUAUUGAUUCUUAUCUUGGACACGUAAUUUACUCUUAAAUUUCUUAGAACUGCUUACCUGUUGAGUACCUGCUUAAUAUUAAGUGGAUCACUGUUCCCAGGUUACUGGUCUGAUCUUUAGUAAUGGUAGUCUUUAGUAAUGUCUUUUCUUUCAAUAGUCUGGUUUGGCUGCGUUUUGUAUGUGGCCUCUUUGAUGUUUUAAAUUUUUUCCAUAGUACACUAAUUGGAACUUAUCCUCAUUAAACAUCACAUUAUUUUCUGUGGCCCAUUGGAAGAUUUUAUUAACAUUGGAUUGGAGGUUUGCUGUAUAUCUAUAUUGUCAACUCGAAUAAAAAUUCUAGUGUCAUCUGCAAAGGAUGAUAAAGUACCAUAGAUUGUAUCCUUGUCUAUAUCUGAUAUAAGGAUAAGGAAAAAUAUUGGAGCAAUCACAGUAUACCGAGGGACUGAGCUUUUUGUGAUGGAUGAUUCAGGUUUUCCUUUGUUGACUAUUACACUCUGGGUUCUGGUUGUUAGGAAGUUAAAGAUUCGUCUCUUACUUUGCCUGUAAUUCCUUUGGUGCACAUUUUGUGUGUAUUAACACAAUGGUCACAUUUCCAAAAGCUUUGUUGAAAUCUGUGUACAUUACAUAAGCGUUUGUUUCUUCCAUGGCAUCUAAUGCCAUGUCAUAGUGGUCUAGUAAUUGUGAGAGGCAGGAACACCCUGUUCUGAACCCGUGUGGCCUACAGUUAUGCAGAUGCUGUGAUUCCAUGUAUUUUGUGAUCUUCUUAGCAUUCUUACAAAGAUUUCUAUGAUGUGCAUGUUAAAGCUAUUAGUCUAUUAAUUUUUGCAUCAACUUUACUUACUCAUUUGUGAGGGCUAUCCAAAUAAGAUAUCAGUGUUUUUAAUGAUCAGAAUGUGUUUUCUUACGUGUAGGAAUAGUGGAUUAAUAAAUAACAAUGUACAUUGUACUUUCGAUACAUAUAUUCUUGUAAAAAUCACAUACACAUUUACACUUAAGGGUUCAUUGAAUAUAACCCUUGUGCUGUGGCUGUAUUUAUAAUAAGACAUACUUCAUUGCAAUAAAAUGUGUGCAUUUCUUCAGAAGCGAUGCAAAAGACACAUGGUAAGAUCAUGAAAAGUUAAAAGAAAAUUAACUUGCCACAGGAUUUGUUUGGAAUGUUUACAGAGCUAUGCAUACACUAAUUUUAUGCUGUUAGCCUCAUGUGGAAGAGUGCAUUUUUAUGUAAGCUUUUUCACUCGCUAAUUCACAGGAAAUAUUGUACAGAACAUUUUUGGGUUAGAAUAUUUUAUUAUAUAAUACGCACAAUAUUUUCUCAGUAUUUAUGCAUCAGUAACACCAGUGGCUUUUGUAUUGUCUAAUUUUCCAUUCUCUUUUAUGUUUUGACAAAGAAUUUGUUUGCUUUAAAUUCCUGCCAAAGAGAAUGGGAUAUUUCCAGAAGCUUAUUUAAUCUUCAUUACCAUCUAUUGACAGCAUAGGUGACACUUUAUAAUUUGUUUGCUCUGUGUUGCCUGUCAGGGUUGUAGCACAAGUUUUGUGUCCCACUAUCCAAAUGUUUAGCAUCUUUAACAACAUUUGCUUUACUAAUCUAUGAAAUUCAUGCAGAUAAAAAAUCACAUCAUCAUUACUGUACACAUCACAAAUAUGUUGUUUAAACUUUCCAAUAAUACUUAUAAAGCAAACAAGUAUUUAUUCAGGAGAUAAAUAAUAAUAAGUAUUUGCAUCAAAGAACUUUUCAGAUCUUAGCAUUCAAGUAAAUUGUACAAAAGUAUCUUCAGAUGAAAAACAUCAGUAUUGAGUGUUCAGAAAUACUAUCAAAAAUACCUCAUAUAACAGCAUACAGUACAAGUAUUUAUAAAUAACAAAAUCAGUAUUAAAGAUUCAUUGUCUAAAACUACUUUCAGAAAUAUCAAAAGUUAAAUAUGAGCACUUAUUCCUAAGAGAAGCCAUAUCACUGCUCGGUGUGUCUAAAACACUUUUCACGUAAAUCAGAUCAAAUAAAACACAUGAGGAUUCAUACAGGUGAGAAACCAUAUCAUUGUUCAGAGUGUCUAAAAGACUUUUCAUAUAAAUCACAGCUAAUCUAUCACAUGAUGAGUCAUACAGGGGAGACACCAUUUAAGUGUUCAUUUUGUCUAAAAUACUUUUCAUAUAAAUCUCAACUAACAGUUCACAUGAGGAGUCAUACAGGAGAGAAACCAUAUCAAUGUUCAGUGUGUCUAAAAUACUUUUCACGUAGAUCUGUUUUAACAGUUCACAUGAGGAUUCAUACAGGAGAGAAACCAUAUCAUUGUUCAGUGUGUCUAAAAGACUUUAAACAGAAGUCACUUCUAACAGUUCACAUGAGGAGUCAUACAGGAGAGAAACCAUAUCAUUGUUCAGUGUGUCUAAAAGACUUUUCAUGGAAGUCACAUCUAGUCUAUCACAUGAGGAGUCAUACAGGAGAGAAACCAUAUCAGUGUUCAGAGUGUCUAAAAGACUUUUCACAAAAAUCAGAUCUAAUAGUUCACUUGAGGAUUCAUACAGGUGAAAAACCGUAUCAUUGUUCAGUGUGUCUAAAAGACUUUAAACAGAAGUCACUUCUAACAGUUCACAUGACAAGUCAUACAGGGGAGAAACCAUAUAAUUGUUCAGUUUGUGUAAAAGACUUUACAAAUAAAUCAUCUCUAGUAGCUCAUAUGAGAAUUCAUACAGGGGAGAAACCAUUUAAGUGUUCAGUUUGUCUAAAAGACUUUUCACGAAAAUCAGAUCUAAUAGUUCACUUGAGGAUUCAUACAGGUGAGAAACCAUAUCAUUGUUCAGUGUGUCUAAAAGACUUUUCACGUAGGACUCGUCUAACAGUUCACAUGAGGAUUCAUACAGGAGAGAAACCAUAUCAUUGUUCAGUAUGUCUAAAAGUAUUUUCACAGAGACCAUGUAUAAUAAAACACAUGAAGAUUCAUACAAGAGAGAAUAUUCAUACAUCAUAGUAAAGGAAAUAUCAUCUGGCAUGGACUCAGAAGAAGAAGAUAUGAAAAGCUUUAAUGUGGAAAGCUCCUUCGGCUCCCCAGAGCUAUACCGGGUUGAAGUGCAUAUAUUAGACUGUGGCAACAGUCAAUCGAUGGAGUUCUAGGCCUGCCAGGGACCUGGACCUAGAUUCAGGAAGCUCUGUGUAUUUCUU
Molecule: messenger RNA, 4187 nt
Organism: Procambarus clarkii (red swamp crayfish)
Lineage: Eukaryota; Metazoa; Arthropoda; Malacostraca; Decapoda; Cambaridae
Product: zinc finger protein 271
Biological process (GO): regulation of DNA-templated transcription
Molecular function (GO): RNA polymerase II cis-regulatory region sequence-specific DNA binding; DNA-binding transcription factor activity, RNA polymerase II-specific
Source: RefSeq, a predicted model, not a curated record